CCUCGCGCUGGUCUCGCCGGGGUCUCCAGUCAUGUCCAGCUGGGUGUUCUGUAACCGCUGUUUCCAGCCGCCGCACAGGAAGUUGCCCUUCAGCCUGACCAGCUGCGGGCACGUGUUCUGCGACUCCUGCCUCCGCAAAGAUAAAAAGGAUGAAUGCCUCAUCUGUCAAGUUCCGUGUCAUACGGUUUUACUUUCGAAACAUACUAACUCCAAUAUCCAGGCAUUCUUUCUGGGCAUAGAUGGUCUGUGUAAGAAGUAUUCCCAGGAGACCUCUCAGAUUUCAGAAUUCCAAGAAAAACACAGGAGAAGAUUAGUGGCCUUCUAUCGAGACAAGAUUGCUCAGUUGGAGGAGUCCCUCAGAAAGUCAGUGCUACAAAUCAAGCAACUACAAAGUAUGAGGUCAUCACAACAAGCAACUUUCAACACAAUCAAACAUUCAGUUGCAACAAAGCCAAAUGGCUAUCUCUUGCUGCCACCCAACUCUUCACUCCCUGACAGAAUAGAGUCAAUGGAAAUUGACCUGACUCCUCCAGCAAGAAAGCCUGAGAUGGCAGCAGGCCCUUCAAGAAUCUCUCUGAUUAGCCCUCCUCAGGGUGGACGCAUGGGUAGUGUCUCCUGCCGGGGACCCCAGCAUCUCAGCGUGACACCCAGCCAUGCCAGCAUGACGAAGGCUAUCAGAGUCCCACCGUUGCAGACGCCCUACAAGGAAGUCUCACCAGCUCCAGCAUCACAGUUAUCCAGCAGAGCAGCACAAGGUCCUUCCCCCAGCCUUAUUGGUUCAUGGACUGGACCACCUCGGCAGCCCAUCAGCAUCUCAGGGCUGCUGCAGAGGCAGUGUGCAGGGUCAGCAUCCUCUGGGGGGAUGGACAUUGAGAAGAGGAGCCCAUUUUUGCCCUCCACACCUGCAAAUCUGUGCUCUGCAGCCAGCCCCUGGCAUGUGUACAUUCAUCAGUAAAUAUCACUGAUCAUUCUAGAGAGAUGAUGUAACUAAAUA
This is a messenger RNA of Acomys russatus (golden spiny mouse), 994 nucleotides long. It is a transcript of the gene Rnf212, whose product is annotated as ring finger protein 212. The record is from RefSeq and is a predicted model, not a curated record. Gene Ontology annotation, biological process: reciprocal meiotic recombination; homologous chromosome pairing at meiosis; protein sumoylation. Gene Ontology annotation, cellular component: synaptonemal complex. Lineage: Eukaryota; Metazoa; Chordata; Mammalia; Rodentia; Muridae. Gene Ontology annotation, molecular function: SUMO transferase activity. The coding region runs from base 32 to 955 and encodes 307 amino acids. The transcript has 12 exons.